This is a messenger RNA of Rattus rattus (black rat), 1274 nucleotides long. Its product is annotated as nuclear autoantigenic sperm protein-like. Gene Ontology annotation, cellular component: nucleoplasm. Lineage: Eukaryota; Metazoa; Chordata; Mammalia; Rodentia; Muridae. The record is from RefSeq and is a predicted model, not a curated record. Gene Ontology annotation, molecular function: histone binding. Gene Ontology annotation, biological process: DNA replication-dependent chromatin assembly; CENP-A containing chromatin assembly.
AUGGCCACAGAGUCUACACCCACUCUUACCAUUACCAUGGAACUGGUUUCUGCUGACAAAAUUGAAGAUGCUCCUGCUCCUUCUACCUCUGCAGAUAAAAUGGAGAGUCUGCAUUUGGAUAGUGAAGCUAAGAAACUACUGGGAUUAGGACAGAAACAUCUGUUGAUGGGUGACAUUCAGGCAGCUGUUAAUGCAUUCCAGGAAGCAACUUUUAGAAUGGAGAAUGGAGUGUUGGGAAAUGCUUUAGAAGGAGUUCAUGUAGAAGAGGAAGAAGGAAAAAAAACAGAAGAUGAAUCUUUGGUAGAAAAUAAUGAUAAUGUAGAUGAAACUGAAGGCUCAGAGGAAGAAGACAAAGAAAAUGACAAGGCUGAAGAAAUAACAAAUGAAUCAGUUCUUGAAAAAAAGACUCUUCAAGAAAAUGAAGAAGAGGAUAUUGGGAUUGCCUGGGAUAUGCUAGAUUUAGCCAAGAUUAUUUUUAAGAGGCAAGAAACAAAAGAAUCCCAGGUUUAUGCUGCACAAGCCCAUCUUAAACCUGGAGAAGUUAGUGUUGAAUCUGAGGAUUAUAUCCAAGUUGUGGAGGAGUUUCAGGCUUGCCUAAGCCUGCAAGAACAGUAUUUGGAAGCUCACGAUGGUCUCCUUGCGGAGACUCACUACCAAUUGGGUUUGGCCUAUGGUUACAACUCUCAGUAUGAUGAGGCAGUAGCCCAGUUUGAAAAAUCUAUUGAAGUCAUUGAGAAGAGAAUGGCUGUACUACGUGAGCAGAUGAAGGAGGCUGAAGGAUCAUUUACUGAAUACGAGAAAGAAAUUGAGGAGCUGAAAGAACUGCUACCUGAAAUUCGAGGGAAGAUAGUAGAUGCAAAGGAAUCUCAGCGGAGUGGGAAUGUAGCUGAACUGGCUCUGAAGGCUACUCUGGUCGAGAACUCUACUUCAGGUUUCACUCCUAGUGGAGCUGGUGCCUCGGUAUCCAUGAUUGCCAGUAGAAAACCAACAGACGGAGCUUCCUCAUCAAAUUGUGUCACUGAUAUUUCCCAUCUUGUCAGAAAGAAGAGGAAACCAGAGGAAGAGAGUCCCCGGAAAGAUGAUGCAAAGAAAGCUAAACCAGAGCCAGAGGUGAAUGGAGGCAGUGGGGAUGCUGUCUCCGAUGGAAAAGAAGUUUCAGAAAACAUGGAGGCUGAGGCUGAGAAUCAGGCUGAGAGCCAGACAACAGCAGAAGGGACAGUGGACCCUGCAGCUACAGUUAAAAGCAAUGCAUGUUAAAAGGCGAGCAGAACCUU